GUUGGUCGCUAAUGCAUAUUCAUUAUCAAUCCACAAGGGCAAACAUUUAAGUAGAAACACAGAAACAUUUCACGUUAAACAAAAUGAAUGCUUGCAAAAUUUUAGCACGAUGCCGAGGACUGACAAGAAACUCAACUUUGGUAACUCGGAAUCUUGUAUCUCGAUCAAAUACGAACCAAAUUGUACAACGUAGACUUCUUAUGACCAGUUUAGAAACUGGAGGAGUUGUUCCAGCAAAGCCAUUAAAAAGGAUUGGGCUUAACAUGAAGGUGCCAGCUUUUGGUAUGUUCUGUUUAACAAUGUUUGGGACUGCUGCAGUGUUCAAGUAUGAUGAAAAGAUUGCAAACACUUUGGGUGUUGAUUGGAAUAUGAGCUUGGUUGCAUGCACUCUACAAACUAUUGUGGGCUACCUCUUGUUAACAGUUACUUUCAGUGCAACAUUGCCAAUUUAAAAAUUAUCUCAAGAGUUCCAUUAAAAUUGCGGGUUGAAAUAGGAAAAUGUUUUGAAAUUCUGAUUAGUUCCUUUAAUAAAAUGUAUUAUUGUUAAA
Molecule: messenger RNA, 548 nt
Organism: Ciona intestinalis (vase tunicate)
Lineage: Eukaryota; Metazoa; Chordata; Ascidiacea; Phlebobranchia; Cionidae
Source: RefSeq, a predicted model, not a curated record